GGGAUCUCUAACGCUUAAUCGAGGGUUCCAGAACAAAAAGUACUGCACGGCCGCACGGGGAUCCCUUGCGCUUGCCAUGGCUUUCCUUCCAUUUUCAGUGACACUCUAUCCAUAUCUAGGGCUGUAACUGCGACUUCUCUUCCAUUCUGCAAGUAACCGUCGUUGAGCGGUCCUUCUAUUCUCAAUGGUACUUUCUCCUUUGCUAGGGCUGUAUCUGCGGCUUCUUUUCCAUUCUGCAAGUCGCUGUCGUCGAGCGUUCUUUCCAUUCUCAACGACACUCUCUCCUUAGGGCUGUAACUGCAGCCUCGAUUCCUGCAAGAGGAUCGCCAUCAAUUCUGCAAGUUGCCAUCACCAGUUGCUGCAUUUCAAAGCCAUCGAUGGAUUAAUCUGAUUGCCAUCGCUGAUUCCUGCAUUUUGAAGGCCUCGAUUCGGCCGCCGUUGCAUAAUCUAUGCAUUCCGAAGCCUUCGAUUCUGCUGGUCGCCGUCGAUUUUGUGGAACGACUCUGAAGUUCUAGCUGUCCAUGAUCUUGAGCAACUAGAAUCUUGAAAUGUGAUGUGCCAAUUGGAGAAGAUCUUUCCCCCCUCCUUUUUUACUGUCGUGGUGCAUUUGGUUACUCAUUUGGCGUCUGAAGCUAAGAUUAGUGGACCAGUUCGCUAUUGAUGGAUGUAUCUGGUGGAGAGGACCCUCGUACUCCUCCGGCUGACGACUUUGGGCUUUUUAUCCUUUCUAUUGCCUUAAAUGUAGAACAAGCAACAAACACUUCUCAUCGGAUUGCCACUUUGGUUAGUGCUGCAAAGAGUGCAAUGGAGAAGCAGAGGCUUGGAGUUUGCCAAAGUGAUUUCAAUUUUGCAAUGGACAAGUUUUGGAAAGCAUAUGCGCAAGCACGGGACAGAGCUUACAAAGAAGUCACGGGAUCUAUUAAAGAUGGCACAAAUGCAGUGAUUCAUUGUGAAAAUCUAUACAAAAGGAGUCAUCUUCAGUCACCCAUAAUAGGUGAAAUCCAAAAUGUGACUAAAAUCACAGAUAUUACUUUAAGUAUGAUCAAGUAGUUACAUGGUCCAAGUUAAUUAUUUUAUAUAUGGAGUUAUAAGGAAAUAAUUCUCCAAGUCAAUGCAUAAACAACAAUAUACCAUUUUCCUAUAUAUAGUGUCAUUUUGAUGAAGCUUUA
Messenger RNA from Malania oleifera, 1169 nucleotides. RefSeq names its product pectinesterase inhibitor 5-like. Lineage: Eukaryota; Viridiplantae; Streptophyta; Magnoliopsida; Santalales; Ximeniaceae. The record is from RefSeq and is a predicted model, not a curated record. Gene Ontology annotation, molecular function: enzyme inhibitor activity. The transcript is spliced from 3 exons. The coding region runs from base 661 to 1050 and encodes 129 amino acids.